AUGGGGGCCAAGCCGUCAAGCGCUCACUGCAGGGACAAGGGCCCCAGGAGGAUGGUGCUCCUGCGCGGGAGGCAGCCCUUCUCCCCGUGGGAUGACAGCCUGCUCUUGGGAAAGGACCCCCGGGCUCUGCUGAAGCGGGGCAUGCACCACGUCAGCUUCAGCCUGGUCACCAAGGGAAUGACGGACAUCCCCAGCUUUCUGUGGGGCUUGUCUGAGGUCCAGAAGCUCAAUCUAUCUCACAACCAGCUCAGGGCUCUCCCGCCCGAUGUGGGGAAGCUGAGUCGGCUGGUGGUCCUGAACCUAUGCGGGAACCGCCUGCGGAGCCUGCCCCAAGAAAUCAGCCUCCUCAAGAGCCUGAAGGUCCUGUUCGUGAACAUGAACUGCCUGACGGAGCUGCCGGCUGAACUGAGCGCUUGCAGAAGCCUGGAGGUCCUGAGCUUGUCCCACAACUGCCUCUCCCAGCUUCCUGCCAGCCUCGCUGACCUCUCCAGACUGCGGAAGCUGAACCUCAGCAACAACUACUUUGCUCACAUCCCCAUCUGUGUGUUUGCGCUGAAGGAGCUGGAUUUCCUGCACGUGGGCUCCAAUCGCCUGGAAAACAUCGCCGAGAGCAUCCAGUGCCUGGUCAGCCUGCAGAUCUUCAUUGCGGAGAGCAACAACAUCCACUCCUUCCCGCGGUCGCUCUGCCUGCUCACGGGCCUGGAGCUGCUGAACUUGAACAACAAUGACAUCCAGACCCUCCCGGACGAGCUCUACCUGCUGUGGAGACUGGGGCGGAUUGCUUGGAACCCCAUGGACAAAGGGCUCCACAUUUCCCAUAACCCAUUAUCCAAGCCUCUGCCGGAGCUGGUAGAGGGGGGCCUCGAGAUGCUCUUCAGUUACCUCAAGGACAAAAAGCACAACUGA
This is a messenger RNA of Neomonachus schauinslandi (Hawaiian monk seal), 906 nucleotides long. RefSeq names its product leucine rich repeat containing 30 (gene LRRC30). Lineage: Eukaryota; Metazoa; Chordata; Mammalia; Carnivora; Phocidae. Gene Ontology annotation, molecular function: protein binding. Bases 1 to 906 code for a protein of 301 amino acids. The transcript has a single exon. The record is from RefSeq and is a predicted model, not a curated record.